AUGGAUGUGCUUGAUCGGCUCCAGUCUGGUCUCUUCUUCCAACCCAAUGUCGAUGACUUGACCCCGACCAUUUGCCAGCCUUACAUUUUGCCCAACAAAGCCCAACCCUCGAUCUAUUACCAUAAUUAUGUCUCGCCCAGCACCCCAGCUGCCUCUCUCGCUUCAAUAAACGGUUCUACUCACGAAGUCCCACUCCCAUUGCUGAGCGUCUCGGCCGACGUGGACGUCCAUGGCAGACUUUGCACUACGAAGGUGACGCAGCAAUUCAGCAACGCUUCCUCGUCGACCUCACAAAAUGUGAAAUAUGUCUUUCCCAUUUACGAUGGAUCGGUUGUUACAUCCUUUCGGUGCUGGAUCGGCCACGACAAACUUCUCGAAGGAGCUGUGAAAGCCAAAGAAGCGGCAAGGGCAGAUUUUCAACAUGCUAUCUCCCAACGCAAGGUCGCAGUGUUGGUUGAAGAAAUGGCGCCAGAAGUUUUCGAGACGAGCGUGGGAAAUAUCCCUGCACAAACCACAGUCAAGAUUGAGAUCACGUACGCCAACCUCCUGAAGGUGGAUAAGAGCACUGGUGGACUGGUUCUCACGAUCCCGACAUCGAUCGCACCGCGGUACGGGGACGCGCCUGCAGGCUACAGUGGAAAUCAAUCCCUUCUCACGGAGGGGCUACGAAUCAACGUUCAAGCAUCGAUGCAGGCGGCCAUCCGCAAGAUGGAGUCGCGAUCACACCCCAUCUCGGUCGAGAUGGGGGCGGUUUCCCACAAAAGUUUCAAGAAUUUCGCAGCGAGUGCAUUUUCGGACAUGCUCGAUUACUGCAAAGGACGUGCGACAUUAUCGGACAGAAAGGCCGAGCUUCAUAAGGAUUUUGUCUUACACAUCUUGUGCAGCUCUCGUGAAUCUUCGCAGUCACAGGCUAUUGCUGCGUCGCCGCCUGGCCAACCCGGCCUGUCCACAAUUGCGGUCACCGUGCACCCCGGCGAUCUUUUUUGCCAAAAGGUUAAUAUGGAGGAUUUUGUCGGCGAAAUUAUCUUCAUGGCGGAUAGAUCAGGGUCGAUGAAGUCAAAGAUCCCCUCUCUUAUCAAUGUGAUGAAUAUUUUCCUACGGAGUCUCCCUGAAGCAUGCUCGUUCAACAUCGCCUCCUUUGGUUCCCGCGUCACAUGGUUAUGGCCUUCCUCGAUGAGAUACAGCCAAGAGAACCUGGAUGUCGCCUCGAUGCACGUCGAUUCAUUCCAAGCAAACUACGGUGGUACCGAAAUUUAUGGCGCGCUGCACAGUGUUCUGGAUCACUACAAUAAGCGGAAUGACGUACCAACCAGUGUCAUCUUGUUGACUGACGGUGAGGUCUGGAAUGUGGACAACGUGAUACAGCUAGUGCGCAGAACGGCCUCAAACGGUUAUUCGAAUAUCAGAUUCUUUUCUUUGGGAAUUGGAGAUCAAGUUUCUCAUCGCCUGGUGGAGGGCAUCGGGCAGCAGGGGGGCGGCUAUGCAGAGAUCGUGCCAGAGUCCUCGAUGGGUUCCUGGCAGGAAAGAGUGAUACAAAUGUUGAAGGCAGCAUUGACACCAUCUCGCCUUCAGUGCAAUGUGGAUCUUGGCAAUGACUUUGCCAUGAAGACAUCUGAGCGGCAGAUUGCCGGAUAUACAGUGCAAUACCCUGAGUUGGUUCAGGCCCCACACCAUAUCCCUGUUCUGAGUACCUUUUCGCAUUUCUCUCUCUACUACAUGCUGGAGAGGGAAUUGGACUCGCUGCCUAGAAUGAUUGAUAUUACUGCAACAACUGAAAAAGGAGAGAAGCUCACAGCGCAGCUGCCAAUUCAAACCGUAGCUGAACAACCAGCCAUUCACCAUCUUGCAGCGAAAGCAUUGAUGAACGACUAUGAAACCGGACAAAGCUGGAUGCAUUCACUUAACCCGACCCUCAAGUCCACCAAUCCGACAGGAUUCGAAAAGGUUCUGGAGCAGGAAGCACAGCAGGUUGGGCAGACGUGGUCCAUACCUAGCAAGUGGACGAGUUAUGUGGCUAUUGAUCGUAGCACGGCCCAGCAACACGCGAUAUCGGUCCAUAAAGCGGACGCUAUCGAACUCUCCCAAUUGACCCGGCCACGACAUACUUCUACCUCUACGCCACUACGUAUUUCUCACAGGAAAAGCGGUUCUGUUAGGCCUCGUGACGUUACUCGUUCCAGCCAAUCUGCUGGCUAUGAAGCUCGCCGCGGACCCCUUUCCUCCUCGACGCAGGGCGGUCCUACCAGCUUCGCGGAACCUGCUCGAAAUAAUUCCUCCUCCUUUGAUAGGCAGAACGCACAUACGCGCCUUCUUUCGCUGCCUCCACCACCGCCACGGUCGAUACCCUUAUCACUGCUGGGUUUGGAUGACUCUUUCGAUAUCCCCAUUAGCAGUGUUUAUACCCCGGGUGCUAACACGUUCGGGGCGGGGGUCGGGAUUCCGGGAUAUGACUACCAUAAGCAGCAAAGUCAAACCCAGGAUGAGCGGUACGACGAAUCCCGAUCGUCUCCAGCUCUGCAGGUUGAGAGGCUACGGCCAAUUGAAAGAUCAGCAAGCGUACCCAAAAUUAGGACCCCGUCCGUCUUAACCCAACCGAGGAGCAGGGACGAUGAAGCAGCUGCGACCUUCAAUGAUCUCGACGAGGACAAAGACACGAAGUUGCACUAUGCGUAUCCGAUAUCAGAUGAGGAUAGCGCAGGGGCUAUUGCCGAUGCACCUCAAGCAUGUCUGCGCCGAGCUAAACGUGCUGGCAAACGCCGCAAACCCAGCUCAGAUGUAAACGAGACCCACGACGAUAUCCCUCAUUCGCCAAGUGAUUCGCCAAAUGACACCUCCUCGAGUGACAGCUGUAGAGCGCGCUCUCUGGAUAGGGAACUUCGCGAUCACGACCCCCCAAGACUGUCAGAUCUCUCUCACCUGGAAACGAUCCUCCGCCUGCAACAAGCGGACGGCAAAUUCAACAUUGUCAGCCGUCCCUGUAGAAGCGCCCUGAAACAGAAAUACAAGAGCAAAGCGCUUGAAAAUUUCCUCGACUCCAGCUUCAAUGGAAAGUCACCGGCCACGAGGAGGCGUCUUAGUGAACUGGCCGUCAAUAUUCGUCUUGUCGUUUAUAUUAAUCAUGAGUAUGCUGGUUCAAAGGCUCUCUUUGAGCUCCAGGUAGCAAAGGCACGGCGAUGGAUCAAGCGGACGAUUACAGAACUGUUGAAGGAGAGAGGUGAUUCGGAGGAAACACUAGGGACACCACCGGAGGAAUUGGCAGAGUCUGUGCUCGAGGAGAUGGAGCAACUAGUUUUGCAGCAGACUUGA
This is a messenger RNA of Aspergillus pseudoviridinutans, 3306 nucleotides long. RefSeq names its product VIT and vWA domain-containing protein. Lineage: Eukaryota; Fungi; Ascomycota; Eurotiomycetes; Eurotiales; Aspergillaceae. The transcript has a single exon. The record is from RefSeq and is a predicted model, not a curated record. Bases 1 to 3306 code for a protein of 1101 amino acids.